Molecule: messenger RNA, 2940 nt
Organism: Terrapene triunguis (Three-toed box turtle)
Lineage: Eukaryota; Metazoa; Chordata; Testudines; Emydidae
Gene: BUB1B
Product: BUB1 mitotic checkpoint serine/threonine kinase B
Exons: 21
Coding region: 82-2940 (952 amino acids)
Biological process (GO): mitotic spindle assembly checkpoint signaling; meiotic sister chromatid cohesion, centromeric
Molecular function (GO): protein kinase activity
Source: RefSeq, a predicted model, not a curated record
AGCCACGGAGGCGCUGAGCCGGCGUCCGUGGCCCGCGGAGCUGUGGUUGCCGCGCCGGGUAGUGUUUCAGGAGAGGUCACCAUGUCACAGGAGUGGAAUGAGUGGGAGCUGAGUAAAGAGAAUGUGCAACCCCUGAGACAGGGGCGAAUCAUGUCUACCCUGCAGGAAGUCUUGUCUCAGCAGGAGACUUCCAGCCACACAGCUAUUCAGCAGCAAAAACAGGAAUUUGAAUCUGAAAUCCGCUUUUAUUCUGGAGAUGAUCCAUUGGAUGUUUGGGACAGGUACAUCAAAUGGACAGAGCAAACAUUCCCUCAAGGUGGAAAAGAGAGCAACCUCUCAGCAGUGCUGGAGAGAGCUGUAAAAGCACUGAAUGAGCAGCAGAGAUACUACAAAGACCCUCGCUAUCUCAGUCUCUGGCUCAAGUUUGGAAACUAUUGUAGUGAACCGUUGGACCUCUACAGUUAUCUACACAGCCAGGAAAUUGGCACAUCGCUGGCGUUAUUCUACAUCACAUGGGCAGAGGCGCUUGAGGCGAGAGGUAGUUAUAAGAAAGCAGAUUUAAUAUUCCAGGAAGGGCUUCAGUGCAGGGCUGAGCCUCAAGACAAACUACAGUCCCAUCACAGGCAGUUUCAAGCCCGUGUCUCUCGACAGACCCUGCUGGGACUUGAGCAAGAUGAGGAGGAGUUGGAUCUUCCUGUUAUAACUGAAACCCAAAGGAGCUCACUAGCAGAACUGAAAGGCAAGGGGAAGAAAAAUGUGAGAGCCCCAAUCAGUCGAGUAGGCGAUGCUCUUAAAGCUGCAAACCGAGGCCAAAGCUUCCAGAAUUCAACAUCUCAACAGGUGUCAAAUGGCCCAAAUUUUGCUGUAUUUGAUGAAAACACAGCCUCAAUCUCCAGAGCUGAGCUUCCUAUACUUACACCACAGCCAUGGGCAGCACCCCCAACAGGAAGGGCCAAAGAGAACGAACUGAAGGCAGGACCUUGGAACUCAGGCAGGCGUCCUCGUGGUAACAUGAACUCUGGUGUAGAGGUGCCCUGUAUGCUGCCCAGCUUUACCCCAUAUGUGGAAGAGUCUGCACAGCAACAAGUCAUUACUCCCUGCAAAAUUGAGCCCAGCAUAAAUCAUGUUUUAAGUGCUCGGAAGCCUGGGAAGGAAGAAGAUCCACUACAACGGGUGCAAAACCAUCAACAGGACAGUCAGGAGAAGAAAGAGGUUGCAAUGUAUUGUAAAGAGAGAGUUUAUGCUGGAGUAGAGGAGUUCUCCUUGGAGGAGAUUCGAGCUGAAAUAUAUAGAAAGAAAGCAAAAAAGAGAAGGGAAGAGGAGUUUCAUGCCAUAGCACAGCAGACAGCAGAGAUGCAGAGGAGGAUUGAAGAGCUGGAGAAGAAGCUAAAGGAGAAAGAUGAUGACCAGCAGCAGAGACCAUCUGAGCAGCCAACAGAAGAGAGGGAGCCUGCAAGAAUGGAAUCGGUUUUGGUGGGCACUUCAGAGCCUCUUGAAGCACAAGGAGAAGUUGCUUUCUCCAGUGCAGUAGCACUCACUGCAGCAUCUCUUGUGAAGAAACUGACUGGAUUGCAAAGUGAGUCCCAGUUGGCAGAAAAUGCUCAGCAGCACGAACAGCCGUGCUCCAAGGAAAUAACCCAGCCUCUAGCUGUGCGCUCAGAAAUCCGGAGAGACAAUGUGUUUUUGGAUGAGCAGAAAAUUGAGACCACACUUAAGAAAAAAGAUGCAGAUCUCCCUCCUUCACUGGAUCCUACUACGUUUUUCUCCAUAUUUGAUGAAUCGUCUGCUUCAGAAAACCAGAAUGUCAGUCAUCCUGCAGGCCACCCACAGAAAAGUGCCCGACGUCCCCUUGCUGUUCGUAAACCUUCAGAUAGUAUCGCCGCCAAGGAAAACAUAUCACCAGAAGUCUGCGAUGAGCUCCAUGGAAUUGAACCCUUAGCUGAAGAUGCAAUUUUGACUGGCUCCUAUAAGAACAAAACCCUUUGCCCCAGCCCAGAAGAUACGUGUGACUUUGUUAGGGCAGCCCACUUGGCAUCAACUCCCUUCCAUGGUGUAGUGGCACAGAGAAUCCAACCUCCUACCAAUCCAGAGAGUACCCUGAAGGAAGAGUGUCCAGAGCCUAAGAGCACAUCUGUGAGCCAGCAAAUCCCUAUUUGUGAGGGUAUCUACAAUGAAACUCUUUGCAUUAAGAAGCUGAGCCCAAUUAUGGAAGCAAGUCAGGAAGACACCCGCUCCUCUGGUUCAUCUGUUUCCUCAGCCUCCUCUCUUUCCUCUGUUACACAUAUCUCCACUAUUAAAUAUCUGCAUAUCCCUGAGAAACUGGAAUUGGCUCAGAGCCUGCCUGUUGAAAUGGCUAGCGACACUGGAGGCAGUGAAGACACUACUAAUGACCCACCUCAAGUGUUGUGGAGUGCAGAGCAGAGCAGAAGGCUGUUGGACCCUCUGCCAGAUGCAUUGAGUAAUUCUCCAGGUUUUUGUUCAGAGAAUGGGCCCAUGCCCGUGAUGGAGCUGGAAAAAGAAAUAGAGCUGGGGAAUGAGAUUUACUGCAUCAAACGGGAAUACUGGACCAAUGAAGACUACAAGAUGUUCUUUGGUGUUCUGUCCAGCUUUGCCGAGCUGGAUGCAAAGGGGUUUGCAAUAAAGGUGUUUUCGCAGCCCGUGCCUUGGGAUUUCUAUAUCACACUCCAGUUGCAAGAGCGUCUGAGUACUGACUUUGACCAAAGCUUCAGUGAGAACUGCAGCUGUUUCUUAUACCUGGAUGGCUGUGCUAUUCUGCAUAGGGAGAUAAAUCGCUUUACCCUCUGGAGUCCAAAGGGAGAUGGUGAUGAGGAGGAGGAAGGAGGAUCCCAUGAGGCCCCAGUGUCAGCAUUCAUCAUGCUCUUUGCAGUGAGACUUUCCAGCGCUGAACAUUUCUGUGUCUCAUCUACAACCACACCCUGA